UCAUUCUCGCUUCGCCCCAAUCUCUGUUCUGUUCUCUCUCUCUCUCUCGUUAUCGCUCAGGAAUAUCUCUGUUUUCGAGCCUUGAAUUCUGUAUUUUGGGGUUUUUGAUCGCUUUGGAGCUCGUUCUGGAUCUGAAAUUUAGGUUUUUGAUUGCUUGGUGGUGUGAUUAUGAGGUUAAAUGGAGAGAUUUCGUGCUGGAAUGAGGAGCAGAGGGAGAACGAGAGUGGUGCUCUUGUUUCCCCUCCGAAGCUCGUUGUUGGGUACGCCUUGACCUCGAAGAAGGUUAAGAGUUUUCUCCAGCCCAAACUUGAAGGAUUGGCUAGGAAGAAAGGGAUUAUGUUUGUUGCAAUUGAUCAAAACAGGCCUCUUUCUGAUCAAGGCCCCUUCGACAUUGUUCUGCAUAAGUUAACAGGAAAAGAGUGGCGUCAAAUUCUUGAGGAUUACUGGGAGAAACAUCCAGAAGUUACUGUGCUUGACCCACCAGGUGCCAUACAACAUUUAAACAACCGGCAAUCAAUGCUUCAGGAUGUGGCUGAUCUAAAUUUGUCAGAUUGCUAUGGUAGAGUUGGUGUUCCUAAGCAACUAGUAAUAACCAAAGACCCAUCAUCAAUCACUCAUGCAGUUGACAGGGCUGGACUAACAUUUCCUAUAGUUGCCAAGCCAUUGGUCGUUGAUGGAAGUGCAAAAUCACAUGAAUUGUCUCUUGCAUUUGAUCAGUAUUCCCUGUCAAUGCUUGAGCCUCCUUUGGUUCUUCAAGAAUUUGUGAAUCAUGGAGGUGUUCUCUUUAAGGUUUAUAUUGUUGGGGAAGCUAUAAAAGUUGUGAGGCGGUUUUCUCUUCCUGAUGUUGAUGAGAGUCAAGUAUUAAACAACGCCGGGGUCUUUCGUUUCCCAAGGGUUUCUUGCGCUGCAGCAUCAGCAGACGAUGCUGAUCUUGACCCUGCUGUUGCUGAGCUUCCUCCACGACCUUUGCUCGAGAGGCUUGCUAAAGAGCUCCGAUGGCGACUGGGCCUCCGGUUGUUUAACAUAGACAUAAUUAGAAAACAUGGUAUCAGAGACCAGUAUUACGUGAUUGAUAUCAACUAUUUUCCAGGCUAUGGCAAAAUGCCAGGGUAUGAGCAAAUUUUCACAGACUUUCUCUUAAGCUUGAUGAAAAGCAAGUACAAACGGCGAUCUAGCAAUAGUUGAAGGAUUUGCCAUUGAAUGCUUUUACCAAUUAACAUGCAGAUAGAUCAUCAAGCUGAUCUUUUUCAGUUCAAAAUCUCUCAACAAGCUCAUGCAAGUCAAUCUCCUUGUACAUAGGUGGGAGGGAAAAUUCACUCACAAAUCUGAAGACUAAAAUGGAUUUCAAGCUUGUAUCCUCAAAGAUGGAAAUGUAUCAUUUCAGCCUUCUCUUUCUUUCUUUGUGUAAGCAAUCUCAUCAGUAACAAGUUCUUCUCUGUAAUACUGUUCUUCUGAUCUUGUUUUCUAGACAAAAUAUUUGGUUGUGCUACUUAAUAACUAUUUAAAGAAUUACUUAUUUGGA
This is a messenger RNA of Dioscorea cayenensis subsp. rotundata (Guinea yam), 1522 nucleotides long. RefSeq names its product inositol-tetrakisphosphate 1-kinase 3-like. Bases 169 to 1185 code for a protein of 338 amino acids. The record is from RefSeq and is a predicted model, not a curated record. Gene Ontology annotation, biological process: inositol trisphosphate metabolic process. Gene Ontology annotation, cellular component: cytoplasm. Gene Ontology annotation, molecular function: inositol-1,3,4-trisphosphate 5-kinase activity; magnesium ion binding; inositol-3,4,5,6-tetrakisphosphate 1-kinase activity. Lineage: Eukaryota; Viridiplantae; Streptophyta; Magnoliopsida; Dioscoreales; Dioscoreaceae. The transcript has 10 exons.